GGCGUCGAGAUUCUGGGGUCCUGAAAUAUCUGCUUCUCAACCCCCGGUCCCGUCCGUAACAGAGCGCAACCUCCCUCCCUCGCCAUGUUCCGCGUUCGCCGCCCUUGGCGGAGAACGAGCCGGGGCCCAACGCGUCUGGUUGUCCUCACCCCGUUGCUUGCCACACUGUGUAUCCUUCUCGCCGCCGGCGAAGCACUCUCUCAAUCCACCACGGCCAGCAGCCUACCUCCACUCCUCCCGACGCAAAACUCAAAUUCGUCCCUGUUUGCGACAGCUACCCCAACCUUUAGUAAUCACGUAUUCACAGCAGGGACAUCACGGGCAUCCGCGGUACCCACGGCCUCUCCCUACCCCGCAGACGGAAAGAUACCAUGUACGCCUCCCAACGGUACCGAGUGUGCAAUGGCACAUUGCAGCACUUGCGAUUUUAAGCAUGAGUUUCAUUGCAUGGAGGUUUACGAUGCUGGGGUUAACGAGGUUCACCAUAAAUGCGUGGUGGUCGCAGUGGCGGUAGGGGGCGGUGAGGCAGUUUCUGGAGAUGAUGGGGUUAGUGAGGCGGAUCACGAUUGGACAGGAGUCGUUGUUUUGUUUACGGUCAUUCCACUUGUGGGCUUGAUCUUGAUUUGUUGCGGUGCGGCCUGGUGCGAUCGGUGGAUCAAGAGGAGAAAAAGAGCAAAGAAAUUGUUGGCGAGCCAGGCAGGCGGCGGCUCUGCCUCUCAGAAGACAUUUGUCGGCUUACCCUGAUAACCCCAUACGGCAACGGCAACUGUGUAGCGUUUGCAAGUAUAGAUUUUGGUAGACAUCUUUCGAUUGUUAGAUACAUAGAUGGCACAGCCUCUUCUGCACCACCUCGUAUAUAUAUAAGCGUAUAGACGGAACUGCCCAAAUCAAAUGUAGCUUCAGCAACUCCCGAGCCGCCGUCCGCGGCUA
This is a messenger RNA of Fimicolochytrium jonesii, 930 nucleotides long. RefSeq lists its product as uncharacterized. The record is from RefSeq and is a predicted model, not a curated record. Bases 85 to 744 code for a protein of 219 amino acids. NCBI's taxonomy places the organism in Eukaryota, Fungi, Chytridiomycota, Chytridiomycetes, Spizellomycetales, Powellomycetaceae. The transcript has a single exon.